AAUGAAACUGGUAUUGAAAAGGAAGAAAGUAAUGGAAUUGAAGCUGAAAAAGCUAGGCGAAUAGGAGUUGAAAAGGAUGGCAAUGAUAACAACGACAAUGAUAAAAUAUGGAAUGAUGACGAUAGAACUGAGAUCGAAGAGGAUAGAAACCAAGAAAUUAGAGUUAAAAUAGCUGAACAUAUUGGAGAGGAAAAAGACAAUGUAUCUGUAAGCCUUGAAGAAGCCAACGAUGCUGAUAAUGACAAUGAUAAUGAUGACAUUGAUGACAGAAAGACAAUAGUUGCUAAAGAAGAAACUGGAAAUUGGAAGAAAAUUGAAAGACUAAAAUCAUUAGAUUUCAGAAGUCUUGAAGAUUUUGAUGAAACUCAUCUGAAAUUAUGUGUCCAACAACAAAAUGAUGCAAAAAGAAAAGCCAUCAUAAAGAUUUCGAAAUUGGCCCUUAAAGAAAUGGUUAUCAUAUUAGAUAAUAGACCUAAAACAAAAGAAAGAAUAAUGGCAUUAGAG
Messenger RNA from Cetraspora pellucida, 504 nucleotides. Lineage: Eukaryota; Fungi; Glomeromycota; Glomeromycetes; Diversisporales; Gigasporaceae. The record is from the annotation of a GenBank genome assembly.